AUUUAUUUCUAUUCCGUUGCUUGUCUCCGACAAAGUCCUCGUUGAGUCACUUGUUAUGUGAUUGUUACUCUUCUUGCUUCGUCAGCCAAGCAUAAGAAAACGGCAUCCGUGUUUCGUAGCACGAUUUAGUCGCGUUCCUCUUAGAAACCAGUAAAAAGGUUUUGAGUGACAAAAGUUCUAGAAGUAUCAUUCAAAAUUAUAUAAUAUAUAUUCAAAAUUUAUGUAGUUAUUAUCAUCAAAGAAAUUUUAAAAAAACUACUAAGCAUUUGUUCCCAGUAAUAACCAGAUUGUUCAAUUUGUGCUACUCCAAGUUUAAAUAUUUACAAUAUUUUUGCUACAUAAAAUCUCAGCUAUGUAUUGCGGUUUGUUAAUAUUUUGUGCAUUUUACAUUUUAAAUCUGACAUUUGGAGAUCAAUCAUCUCUAUAUCUGAGUGAAAUUCGCAGCUUAAGCGAAUUGCCAAUGAAUAAACUAAUUCAUAUAAAAUCUUCGCUUGCAAGUAAUAAUGAUAUUACUAACGAAUAUGAAGAUAUCGAGAUGUCUAGAACAUUACCGUUGACACUGCCAAUGGCAUUGAAGAGAAAUAAUAAGAAACCUAUAAGACGACACGAAGAACACUAUGAUGAAAAAGGCAAAGAUACGAAGAUUUCAAAAAUCUUUCAACUAGCAGUAACUGCACUCUCUUUUCUUGCAUUUGGUGGUUAUCUUCUUACACUCAUAAUUACAGCAAUUCGUCGCAAUACGCCCAAUGGAAAUGGAAAUGUCCUUAUAUUUUCGAAUCUGCAAAGUCUACAGAAAUUGAACCGCCCUAAACGGAAUAUUUUAAUAUUCGAUCCAAUGGAGAAUAACUUCGAAAUAGACAAACUCUAUGAAGGAAUGAUUAUGCUUUCGAGAAGUUAUGCCUUGUACAAUUGACCACAAAUCGUGUAAACUUAGCAUUUUCUAAAAAAUUAUUAUUUAUAUAUAAUUAUAUUAGCAAAUAAUAAAAUAUACAAGCAAUAAUUUAAUAUAUAAAUACAAUAUAGAUGCAAUAAAUUAAAACAAAUGUUUUAUAAAAGAAUACAACAGGAUUUUAAAUGUAAAUGUUACAACAAAUGAAUUAAUAAAGUUAUUAUGUCCCUAACAAUUUAGAAAAAAACGACUUACUUUUAUUACAGAAUGAAGGUACAUAAAAUAUCGUAAUAAUCCAAAAAAA
Messenger RNA from Monomorium pharaonis (pharaoh ant), 1193 nucleotides. RefSeq lists its product as uncharacterized. The coding region runs from base 353 to 913 and encodes 186 amino acids. NCBI's taxonomy places the organism in Eukaryota, Metazoa, Arthropoda, Insecta, Hymenoptera, Formicidae. The record is from RefSeq and is a predicted model, not a curated record. The transcript is spliced from 4 exons.